AUGAAUGUUCGUCCCUUGCUCCAAAGGGCCCGGUCGGUCUUUCAUCGGAUCAAGAUCGACCAAGAUGAGGCUGCGAGUUACUCGGACGAGGUGGACAGGCAGAAUGUAGGGCCGGAAAAGUCAGAGCGACCGGCUCGUCAUGCCGAUGAGGCAUUGCCGAACAAUGGCGCGGAAUUGCCUGGUGUGCCCUUUGAAGAGCUGCAGCACGGUGUCCAGGAAGUCGAGGCUGUGGCUCAGACCUGGUCAAAGGUUGCUCUGAUCUUCACUUUUAUCAAUAUGUGGUUCCUCUACUUCGUCUAUGCCUGGAUUUCAUCCAUCGAUGGUAGUUUAAGCACUUAUGUCGCUAGCUCGUUUCAGCAACACUCCUUAUCUGGUCUUCCUACCGCUAUCGCCGAUGCUUGCUCCGCUGCUCUCUUCCUCCCAGUGGCAAAGAUGAUGGACACCUGGGGUCGUGCCGAGGGAUUCCUCGUCAUGUCGGUUUGCUCUACGAUCGGCCUCAUUCUGAUGGCGUCUUGCGACAGUUUCCCCGUUUAUUGCGCAGCAAAUGUGUUCUAUUAUGUUGGCUUUGGAGGAAUGCAAUUCGCUGUGGAUGUUAUCACCGCCGAUUUGUCCCAAUUGAAGAACCGAGCGCUGGCAUACGCCUUCACAUCUUCUCCUUAUAUCAUUACUGCCUUUGCUGGACCAAAGGUGGCUAAUCUGUUCUACGACCACACAGGCUGGCGAUGGGCCUAUGGUACUUUCGCCAUCAUCUUCCCGUGUGUGGCUGCCCCGUUGUUUUUCAUCCUCAAAUAUAACCUGAGAAAGGCCAAGAAGGGAAAUACUGUGGUGAUUAGAGAGAAAAGUGGUCGAAAUCUCUUCCAGAGUAUCUGGUUUUGGACUCUUGAGUUCGAUUUGAUCGGAGUCUUCAUCUUUACUGCAGGACUUGUCCUGUUCGAGCUACCAUUUGACAUUGCCGCCGAAGCUCCCAACGGCUGGGGCACAGAUUAUAUCAUCGCUAUGAUUGUGGUCGGAUUCUCGAUGCUCUUCUUCUUCGCCCUUUACGAGAAAUACAUCGCUCCUACCCCUCUCCUCCCCUACUCCUUCCUCACCAACCGAACAGUGGUCGGUGCCUGCCUCCUGGAUGCAACAUACCAGCUUUCCAACUACUGCUGGAGCAACUUCUUCCAAAACUUCCUCCAAGUGGUCAAUGAACUCACCAUCGCCGAAUCCGGGUAUGUCGUCAACACAUUCGACGUGGUCUCCGGCGUACUGUUGUUCUUCGUUGGAUUUGCCAUCCGAAAAACCGGUCGCUUCAAGUGGCUGCUAUACAUUUCCGUCCCGCUAUACAUCUUCGCCCAGGGUCUGAUGAUCUACUUCCGUCGCCCAGGCCAGAGUGUAGGCUAUCAAGUGAUGUGUCAGAUCUUCAUCUCAAUCGGCGGAUCGAUCUUCAUCCUCGUCCAGCAGCUGUCCAUUCUCGCUGCCGUCGACCACCAGCACGUUGCCACGGCCCUGGCCCUGCUCAACGUGGUCGGUACCAUUGGAGAUUCGGCGGGUCUGACUAUCUCCACGGCAAUUUGGAACAACACAUACAAGAAGGCCCUUAUCAGGUAUCUGCCGGACCUGUCUAAUCUUGAGGAUAUUUAUGGAGGUGUCCCGGAGCAACUGAAGUACGCCCCCGGCACUGCGAUGAGAUUGGGUAUCCAGGAAGCAUAUGGUUAUACACAGGUUAGAAUGCUUGCUGCUGGACUGGGUGUGAUGGGUUUGGCGAUCUUAUGGACCCUCUUGAUCAAGGAUAUCAACCUGAAGAAGGUUGCUCAGGUCAAGGGUAUGGUGUUCUAG
Molecule: messenger RNA, 1818 nt
Organism: Penicillium bovifimosum
Lineage: Eukaryota; Fungi; Ascomycota; Eurotiomycetes; Eurotiales; Aspergillaceae
Exons: 4
Coding region: 1-1818 (605 amino acids)
Biological process (GO): transmembrane transport
Molecular function (GO): transmembrane transporter activity
Source: RefSeq, a predicted model, not a curated record